Molecule: messenger RNA, 525 nt
Organism: Synchytrium microbalum
Lineage: Eukaryota; Fungi; Chytridiomycota; Chytridiomycetes; Synchytriales; Synchytriaceae
Exons: 5
Coding region: 1-525 (174 amino acids)
Biological process (GO): Golgi to plasma membrane protein transport; protein localization to organelle; intracellular protein transport
Cellular component (GO): Golgi apparatus
Molecular function (GO): GTP binding; GTPase activity
Source: RefSeq, a predicted model, not a curated record
AUGCUGGAAAGACUGCAAACAUUGCUCGAGAAAAUCAAGUCAGUGUAUACUGGAAGAGGUCUUACGCCUGAAAAGAUUGUUCCGACUGUAGGAAUGAAUAUGGGCAAGAUUGAUAUCAAGACAACCCGCAUCAACUUUUGGGACCUAGGAGGACAGCGAGAACUACAUGGAAUAUGGGAAAAGUACUAUACUGAGGCUCAUGCCGUUGUCUUUGUCGUUGACUCGACUGAUCAAGAACGCAUUGAGCAAUGUAAAGACACUUUCGAACGGGUCGUCACCAACGACAUUAUAGAAGGAAUACCGGUUCUAAUGUUGGCAAACAAGCAAGAUGUGCCCGAUGCACUCAAAGUACAUGAGAUUAAAGAGAUAUUUAAUCAUAUUGCUGUGAAACUGGGUGCGAGGGAUUCAAAGGUGUUGGCUAUAUCUGCUUUACAAGGGGAAGGUGUCAUGGAAGCUGUCGACUGGCUGUUCUUACGGCUACAGAGGAAUAGGUCUAAUAGGCCGCCUGUUCAUCGUGCAGGUUGA